This is a messenger RNA of Annulohypoxylon maeteangense, 5493 nucleotides long. Its product is annotated as ABC-2 type transporter. Gene Ontology annotation, biological process: transmembrane transport. Bases 364 to 5109 code for a protein of 1581 amino acids. Gene Ontology annotation, molecular function: ATP binding; ATP hydrolysis activity; ABC-type transporter activity. The record is from RefSeq and is a predicted model, not a curated record. Gene Ontology annotation, cellular component: membrane. The transcript has 2 exons. NCBI's taxonomy places the organism in Eukaryota, Fungi, Ascomycota, Sordariomycetes, Xylariales, Hypoxylaceae.
CGAUAAUUUGUCUAGCCCGAACCCCGAUCCGCAUUCCUAGACACCGGGCGCCGACAUGUGCAGCUUGUUUGCUUAUCCUGUCCUAUUAUUCUAUGGCGUCCGUUUCUUUGAUGUCUCUAUCUUUCCACCAGGUCUAUUUUUUUGCGCCAGUGUAUUUUACAUUCUACCAACCUAGGCUAUUUUACAUUCCUUUCUCUUUCUUCGCGACAUCUUUCACCUUAACUUUCUUACCUUCUUUACUACACUUUUCCUUAUAAUGCCGUCCCCGUAGAGUUUCAUCCACAACUCGAGUAAACAUACACGCGUACGAGCUACGUGCCUCCCUUUUUCAGGGCUUGUUGAGAUUUUCCUUCUUGGCUCAACAUGGACGACAGUAGACUCACUCCAGCAAAUAUGGAUGUACCUGGAGGCUUCCCCGAGACGCCCUCUCGUACUUCGCUUCAUCAACAGACAUCUACGAGUCGAGAGUUCCCGCUUGGCACAAGCACAAACCAAGAAUCAUCUACUUCGGUCACUAGAACCCAACAUGUCAGCAACGGCACUUUUACUUCGGCUCAACUUCAUCGUCGGUUAAACGACGCACAUGUCGAUGGUACUGCUGAAUCAAUUUCUGAUCAAGUUACUAGACCGAGUGAUGCUAGUCCCUCCUCGUCUGGACAGCAUGUUACGGCAACCCAAGUCGCUAACAACCCUGGCGAAUCAUCAUCGGAUGAAUCUGAGCAGACAGAGGUUGAGCCUCGCUUUGAACCUAUUAAGUCGACAGCAGAACAACCUAGUCUAGAACGCAAGCAAAGCAAUGCUAGGACUGAAGAUGAGAUUUUUCAGGUACUGACACGGCGUCGAAGUGCUGCCUCCGGGGCCGAGUCUCAGGAGGAUCACGAUGAGAUCGAACGACUAAUGUCUCGUAUGUUUGGCGAAGCUCGUCAACAGCACAGCGAAGAGGAAAAGACGAGACAUGCGGGUGUUAUCUUCCGCAACCUCACUGUCAAGGGAGUCGGCCUUGGAGCUAGUCUACAGCCUACGAUUGGAGAUCUCUUUCUCGGCCUACCACGAUUUAUGAAGAACUUGUUGACCAAAGGGCCGAAGGCUGCCUUCGCCAAGCCCCCUGUACGGGAACUUCUCAGUGACUUCAAUGGGUGUGUCCGACCAGGAGAAAUCCUGCUUGUUCUUGGCAGACCCGGUUCCGGUUGCACGACGUUUCUGAAAACAUUUUGUAACCAACGAGCGGGUUACGAGGAAGUCCUGGGCGACGUUACCUACGGUGGUACGGACGCCAAGCGCAUGGCCAAAGAUUUCAGAGGCGAGAUCAUCUACAACCCAGAAGAUGAUUUGCACUACGCUACACUGUCAGUCAAGCACACACUUACCUUCGCUCUUCGGACCCGGACUCCCGGAAAGGAGUCGCGAAUGGAAGGUGAGAGCAGGGAAGACUAUGUAAGGGAGUUCCUUCGAGUAGCUGCCAAGCUGCUUUGGAUUGAACACACUAUGGACACCAAGGUUGGCAACGAAUACGUCAGGGGUGUUUCCGGCGGAGAGCGAAAGCGUGUCAGUAUUGCCGAGGCUCUCAUUACACGAGCCAGUGUUCAAGGAUGGGACAAUUCGAGUAAGGGUCUCGACGCAUCGACUGCCGUCGAGUACGUUCAGUCAUUGCGAGCCCUUACCAACAUGGCUCAGGUCUCGACCGCGGUUUCUCUGUACCAAGCUGGAGAGUCUCUGUACAACCUCGUCGACAAAGUGUUACUGAUCGACCAAGGCCAAUGCCUGUACUACGGUCCUUCCGAUCGCGCGAAACAGUAUUUCCAAGAUCUCGGCUUCGACUGCCCUGAACGAUGGACGACUGCCGACUUCCUCACCUCCGUUACCGACCCUCACGAGCGUAGCGUCAGGCCUGGCUGGGAAGACCGAAUCCCCCGGUCAGCUCAAGAUUUCGCCGAUGUUUUCAGAAAAAGCGAGGCCUGCCAGCUCAAUCUUGACGACAUCAGCGAUUACGAAGCUAGGCUCGAGGAGGAACAGCGCGUCCGAGCCGAAAACAUGUCAAAGAAGACCAAGAAGAAGAAUUACACUAUACCAUUUCACCAGCAAGUAGCUGCCCUCACUCAACGUCAAGCCCUAAUCAUGAUGGGUGACAAGGCUUCCCUAGGGGGUAAAUGGGGUGGUAUUGUGUUCCAAGGUCUCAUUGUGGGAAGUUUAUUCUACCAGCUCCCGGGUACAGCAGGUGGCGCCUUCACACGAGGUGGUGUCCUGUUCUUCAUCUUGUUGUUCAAUGCGCUGUUAGCUCUUGCUGAGCAGACGUCUGCAUUCAUGUCCAAGCCCAUCCUACUCAAGCACAAGAACUUUUCCUUCUAUCGACCCUCCGCCUAUACGCUAGCACAAACUGUCAUGGAUGUGCCGUUGGUUUUCAUCCAAGUACUGCUAUUCAAUGUCAUCAUUUACUGGAUGGCAGGACUAUCGGCAACUCCGUCCCAGUUUUUCAUUUCCAUGUUGAUUCUCUGGAUGACAACAAUGACGACAUACGCCUUCUUCCGUGCAAUUUCGGCAGUUUUCAAGACCUUAGAUGAUGCUACCAAGGUGACUGGAGUCGUCCUUCAGAUCGUCAUUGUCUACACCGGCUAUCUUAUACCGCCUAAAUCGAUGCAUCCAUGGUUUGGAUGGUUGAGAUGGAUCAACUGGGUGCAAUAUGCAUUUGAAUGUCUCAUGGCUAAUGAGUUCUACGCACUAGACCUGGAAUGCACGCCUCCGUUUCUUGUUCCCCAAGGUCAAGGUGCUACACCACAGUACCAAUCAUGCACAUUAGCAGGUUCCAAACCCGCACGCACCAGUGUCUCCGGCGCCGACUAUAUCGAGUCAUCCUUCAACUAUUCUCGUAGACAUCUCUGGAGAAACUUCGGUUUCCUAUGGGCUUUCUUCCUAUUCUUUCUCGCUAUAACCAUGAUAGGAAUGGAAAUGAUGAAACCCAAUGCAGGUGGUGCUGCCGUAACUGUCUACAAGCGUGGCCAAGUACCCAAGGAACUUCAGAAGUCUAUCGAGACUGGUGGUCGCAAAGGCAAUCUGAGCGACGAGGAAUCUGGUCGAAGUGGCGAAAAGAUUUCUGCUCCUGAAGACGAGUCUGCGGCACAGGGAAGACGAGAUGAAGAAGCCAUGAAAAGUGUCGCAAAGAAUGAAACGGUGUUCACGUUCCAGAAUGUCAACUAUACAAUCCCUUACCAAGGUGGUGAAAGGAAGUUACUACAGAAUAUCCAAGGUUUCGUUAGACCUGGUAAGUUGACAGCCUUGAUGGGAGCCUCCGGAGCUGGAAAAACAACGCUGUUGAAUACCCUGGCGCAAAGAAUCAAGUUUGGUGUCAUCACUGGCGACUUUCUCGUAGACGGACGGCCUCUUCCGAAGUCAUUCCAAAGAGCUACAGGAUUUGCUGAGCAACUUGAUAUCCACGAGCCGACUGCAACCGUUCGCGAAGCCCUGCAAUUCUCCGCGCUCCUCCGUCAACCAAAGGAGGUUCCAACCAAGGAGAAGUACGAAUACUGCGAAACGAUCAUCGACCUACUUGAGAUGCAAGACAUUGCUGGCGCAACAAUUGGAACAGUUGGAGAAGGUCUCAAUGCGGAACAGCGCAAGAGACUCACCAUUGGCGUCGAACUUGCAUCUAAGCCAGAAUUGUUGAUGUUCUUGGAUGAACCUACGUCUGGUCUUGACUCAGGAGCAGCGUUCAACAUUGUCCGAUUCUUGCGCAAGCUCGCGGAUGCUGGCCAGGCCAUCUUAUGUACUAUCCACCAACCGUCUGCUGUUCUUUUCGAGAUUUUCGACGAAUUGAUCUUGCUCAAGUCUGGAGGUUGUGUGGUGUACGCUGGCGAGCUCGGAAAGGAUAGUCAGAAGUUAAUCAACUACUUCGAAUCCAAUGGCAGUCCGAAGUGUCCCCCGGACGAGAAUCCGGCCGAGUGGAUGUUAGAGGCUAUCGGCGCGGGCAAUCCUGAUUAUAAGGGUCAAGAUUGGGGCGACGUUUGGUUGAAUUCCAAGAAUUUCCAGGAGCAAUCCAAGGAAAUGGAGCAAAUGAUCGAGAAGCGCCGACACGUUGAGCAUUCGAAGAAUAUCCAGGAUGACCGCGAAUACGCGAUGCCCUUGUGGACGCAGACAGUCGCUGUCACGAAACGUACCUUUGUCGCCUAUUGGAGAUCUCCCAACUACAUCAUGGGCAAAAUAAUAUUGCACAUAUUUACGGGUCUGUUCAAUACCUUCACGUUCUGGCGUCUAGGGUCCUCCACUAUCGACAUGCAAUCUCGUUUAUUCUCGGUAUUCAUGAACCUCACUAUCUCACCUCCGUUGAUUCAGCAACUCCAACCAGUAUUCCUCAACUCGCGAAACAUCUUCACGUCUCGCGAGAACAACUCCAAGAUAUAUUCUUGGUUUGCGUGGACUACUGCCGUGGUGCUUGCAGAGAUUCCUUAUGCCAUCAUUGCAGGGGCCGUCUACUACAACUGCUGGUGGUGGGGAAUAGGAGGUUACUCGAUGUUGGGAUUCCGAUCCGGCUUUAUCUUCUUACUCACAAUACUCUUUGAGCUAUACUACGUCGGCUUCGGUCAGGCUAUUGCGGCUUUCAGUCCCAACGACCUACUGGCGAGUUUGCUCGUGCCACUCUUUUUCCUCUUUGUCGUCUCCUUCUGCGGUGUCGCCGUACCCCCGGGUCAACUCCCGUACUUCUGGCAUUCGUGGAUGUAUUGGCUCACACCAUUCCACUACUUGAUGGAAGCCUACCUGGCAACUAUCAUCCAUGGGCAAGAAGUGCGAUGUACAGAAGACGAGUACUCAACCUUUUUCCUUCCGCCAGGCCAAACCUGCGAUUCGUACACGGGCGAGUACGUGGGGCAGGCAGGCGGAUACGUGAUUAAUGGCACAGAUGCCGGCACUUGCCAAUACUGCCAGUAUGCGAAUGGCGACCAGUUCGGAGUGCAGUUCAGCGUCUAUUACAAAAACAUAUGGCGCGACUUCGGCAUCGUCUGCGGCUUCAUCGCGUUCAACUACAUCGUCAUCUACAUCUCGACGUGGUGGCGCUUUAGGGGAAAGAACCCUUUUAAGGGGGUGCAGGAGAAGCUGAAGCAGAUCAAGCAAAAAAAGUGAGGCGUCUGGUAGAGGAAAAACGGGAUGCUUUGUAGGAAUAGGGGGUUCGGGCCCGGCGGGACGGGGACUUAUUAAUUACAUUACAUUCACUAAUUCUACACGUAGGGAUAGGCGGGAAAUGGAUAGAUGCGACGAACGAUCGUUGCGUGGAUAGGCUUUAUGAAUAAUAGUCUAUUCUGUACAGUUGUUGGUUUUGUUGAUAAUUGUGACCUUUUGUCUGUUUUUCUAGGUUCUGAUCUACCUUGUAAGGGAUACCUGGGUAUGGAUCGUUAAAUUGGAGUAAUGGUGAUGAGGAGUUUUUAAGGUCAAGGCAUAACUUAAGCAAGCACUUCGAGUAAAAUAGAAUCAUAAUCGGAAGAAAUCAAGAUUGGGGGUAUCAAAUUA